Molecule: messenger RNA, 1249 nt
Organism: Vigna angularis (adzuki bean)
Lineage: Eukaryota; Viridiplantae; Streptophyta; Magnoliopsida; Fabales; Fabaceae
Exons: 7
Coding region: 277-891 (204 amino acids)
Biological process (GO): intracellular protein transport; protein localization to organelle; Golgi to plasma membrane protein transport
Cellular component (GO): Golgi apparatus
Molecular function (GO): GTPase activity; GTP binding
Source: RefSeq, a predicted model, not a curated record
UCUUUUAUUAUUACAUUUUAUUUUUAUCCUUAGUUCUUUAGUUCUGCUGUCUGCGCGAAACACAGCUUUGCGAAACCGCAUCGAUCACUCUUGAUCCGAUUCCACCGUCACGGAUAUUUCUUCUGCCACCGUCUAUCGCAGCUCUUCGCCGUCGCCGGAAUCCUGAAUGUUGAUGACAUUGUGAAGUGAUGAUGAGUUGAAGAGCUAUCCAGUAACAUGGCAUGAACAGUAUAUUCUUCUACACUCGAAGGUUAAUCUAGCUUAAACGUUACAAGGAUGUUUUCUUUGUUUUAUGGACUAUGGAAGUACCUGUUCAGCAAGAUGGAGCUUCAUGUACUCAUAUUGGGCAUUGACAAAGCUGGGAAAACGACUUUGCUGGAGAAGAUGAAGUCAGUCUACUCAAAUAUCGAAGGCAUUCCUCCUGAUCGAAUUAUUCCAACUGUGGGAUUGAAUAUUGGUCGCAUUGAAGUGACAAAUAGUAAACUUGUAUUUUGGGACUUGGGAGGUCAGCCUGGUCUUCGCUCAAUCUGGGAGAAAUAUUAUGAAGAGGCACAUGCUGUAAUAUUUGUUAUUGAUGCUGCUUCUCCCUCACGCUUUGAAGAUGCGAAAUCAGCUCUUGAAAAGGUUCUUCGGCAUGAGGAUCUUCAAGGAGCCCCUCUUUUGAUAUUAGCGAACAAGCAGGACCUUCCUGAAGCAGUAUCAGCUGAAGAGCUUGCUCGAUAUCUGGAUUUGAAGAAGUUGGAUGAAAGAGUUUACAUGUUUGAAGCUGUGUCAGCAUAUGAUGGGAUAGGGAUUAGGGAAAGUGCAGAAUGGUUGGUGGAAGUGAUGGAGAGAAGCAAGAGGACUGAAAUGUUAAGAGCAAGGGCAGGUGCAAUGGGUCCAGGUCCCUAGAAGGGUCUUACACAAUAAACUGAAGUGAUCUCUCUAUUCCUUUAUAUAGUUUUUGUUAAUCCAAAUUGGAUUAUACAUGAUUAAAAGUCACUGAGCUGAAAAUGUAAAAGAAUAAUUCGAUGUUAUACUAAUCCGAGCCUUGUUUGAUGUUUAGUUUGUAAUACAGCUGUUUCAUGCUAGGCUCAGCCCCCAGUAUCUCUUACAGAAUUUUUUUCUACUGACAUGCCUUGUAUAAGCAAUCUAUCAAGUGCUGGGCUGCGCUGGAGGAUUUUCUGCUUCUGCCUCCGUGCACACUUUUGUCGACUCUAUUUUGUAAUUUGUACGGUUCGUAUUGGAAUGAAUUUAAUUUACUUUUCUA